AUGAACGAAGAGACCGAGACGAUGGACGUGGUGAAGGACGCCGCCACGACGACAGAAGCUCCCUCGAGGCCGCCGACGGGUGGGGAUCGCCACGAAGCACACCAGCAGUCGCGCACCGCGUCGGAGAAGGGCAGCAGCAGCAGCAGCACGUCGUCACCGCCGGCGGCGCCUUUGACCGGGCAGCAGCAAGAGAAGCAUACCGAGGACGAGAAGCAGGAGAAGAUCACCAGGUCGACAGACGACGAUUACCCCGAGGGCGGCACGCGAGCCUGGCUCGUGGCGGCCGGCACGGCGGGCAUCCUGUUCUGCUCGCUGGGGUACACCAACUCGUUCGGCGUGUUCCAGGCGUACUACAUGCGCAACCAGCUGCGCGACCACACCCCGGACGACAUCUCCUGGAUCGGCUCCAUCCAGGCCUUUCUCGUCUUUGCCUCGGGGGCCAUCGGGGGCCCGGUGUUUGAUCGAUACGGUGCCUGGGUCAUCCGUCCCGCGGCGGUGGUGUACAUCUUCUCCGUCAUGAUGACCAGCCUGUGCCGCGAGUACUGGCAGUUCAUGCUCGCGCAGGGCGUGCUCAGCGGCAUCUCCAACGGGCUGAUCAUGUUCCCAGCGAUGGCGGCCACGCCGCAGUACUUUUUCAAGAGGAGGGGCGCGGCCAUGGGCCUCGUCAUCGCCGGCUCCUCGGUCGGCGCCGUCGUGUUCCCCAUUGUGCUCUCGGAGCUGCUGGAGACGGUCGGGUUCGGCUGGUCCGUCCGGGUCUGCGGCUUCAUCAUGAUGCCGGUCCUCCUCUUCUCGUCGAUGACGGUCAGGGCGCGCCUCCCGCCGCGCAAGAGCCGCUUCUUCGUCUGGACGGCGUUCCGGGACCCGCUCUACCUCUGCCUGAUCGGCGGCGUGUGCCUCAUGUUCGUCGGCAUGUUCAUCCCGCUCUUCUACCUGCCGACGUUCGGCAUCGACCACGGCAUGAACCCGGCGCUGGCCUCGUACCUCGUCGCCAUCAUCAACGGCGCCUCGGUCCCCGGACGCAUCGUACCCGGGAUCCUGGGCGACAAGUUCGGUCGUAUCAACACGCUCUUCACCGCGGGCCUCCUCACGGGGGUGCUGAUUCUGGUCUGGCCCAAGGCCGGCAACGAGGCCGGCAUCAUCGGCUUCUCCGCGGCCUACGGUCUCACCUCGGGCGCCAUCAUCUCGGGUGGCUCGGUCGUGUUCACGUUGUGUCCCAAGACCCCAAAGGACAUCGGCACCUAUAUGGGGAUGGGCAUUGCAUUCGCGUCCAUGGCUGUCUUGGUUGGGCCGCCCGUCAGCGGUGCGCUGCUGAAUCGGUAUCACGGCUACGAUCAGAUCUCCAUCUUUGGCGGUGUGGUCUGUAUGGCAGGGACAGUGCUUGCGCUCUGCGCCAAGAUGUUUACGAACGAGGGUCUUUUGGGAUUUGUUUGA
Molecule: messenger RNA, 1431 nt
Organism: Colletotrichum destructivum
Lineage: Eukaryota; Fungi; Ascomycota; Sordariomycetes; Glomerellales; Glomerellaceae
Product: Putative major facilitator superfamily, MFS transporter superfamily
Exons: 2
Coding region: 1-1431 (476 amino acids)
Biological process (GO): transmembrane transport
Cellular component (GO): membrane
Molecular function (GO): transmembrane transporter activity
Source: RefSeq, a predicted model, not a curated record